This is a messenger RNA of Sipha flava (yellow sugarcane aphid), 1758 nucleotides long. RefSeq lists its product as uncharacterized. Gene Ontology annotation, molecular function: sodium channel activity. The transcript has 8 exons. The record is from RefSeq and is a predicted model, not a curated record. Bases 688 to 1758 code for a protein of 356 amino acids. Gene Ontology annotation, cellular component: membrane. NCBI's taxonomy places the organism in Eukaryota, Metazoa, Arthropoda, Insecta, Hemiptera, Aphididae. Gene Ontology annotation, biological process: sodium ion transport.
GUUUCAAGUAUUUCUUUUUCUUUUUCAAAAAUAUUGGCCCAGCAAGUUUUCAUGUAACAUCUAACUAAAAACAUAUUUAAAACCAUAAAAAGCAACAUCGUUUUACCUUUUUUGCUUACAACAAAUUCCAUUUUAAGAACAGUAUUAAGUGUUGUUAGUUUGGUGACAAACAGAACAGAUACUGAAUCGAAAUAUAAAAAUUUAACAUUUGUCAGAUAAUUAUUGCGUGCGAAUUAUCAAUAAACUAUGUAUAAUACAACGUAUGCUUCCUUCCGUUAACGAAGAUUAUCGGUGUACACGUUACAAAUGGCGUUUUAACCACUGCAAAUGUUCAAUAUGGCUUAAACAUUAAAACCAAUGGUUUCCAAAAUUAUUUUGGCGGAAACAGGUAACUAACUUCCCUACGCACAACCGUUGUCAUCGCGCUAAACCCGUAAACAUUGUGGGGCACGUGCGUGUCGAAACUUAUCCCGUGAUUCCCAUCGAUUAUCGGCUGGCCUCCAUCGGGCAGUGGUCUUCGAACCGGGCGAGCAGAGCGACCAGUGUCCGGGCGCAUAGCGAUAUUUGAAAAAAAAAAAAAAAAAAACUAACAAUAAUCAAACGAGCGGUUGGAAGGUUUCGAGACCGCGGGACUACUACUGCGUCUGCUGGUCCCGUCUUCCGUCGUCGUGUCACGAUUUUAGCCGGAUGUCUCGUCACCGGCCGUCCGUCUCCGACCAACAGCUGUUAUGGACGCGACCGCGGCCACCGGUGUUCGGCGACCGCACGCUCUGGUUCCGGUGCGCAAUGACCGCCGUGGCGAUCGGCUACACGGCCGGUUACUACGCGUCCACCGGCGGGCCGCAGUGGGUGCCGGACACGGACUACCUACACUGGUCCACCGACGUUCCGGCCGUGACCGUGUGCCCGGCGGCUCGUCCGCGUUCGCACAGCACACUGAAUACCUCUGGGAUAGAAAAUACUUUAAGUGAACACUUAAUAAAACUGACCAACGAUUGGAGAAAAAAGGGUACUUCUGUAUUGUGUAAAAACAUCUUUAAAAGUUGUUCGUGGAACGGAAAAGACUUAAAUUGUUGCAGACAUUUUCAGCCACAUUUUUUUGUUAUUGAAAACCCAUGUUUUUCAAUUAAUUCUCUACAAACAGUAAACAAGAUGAAAAGAUUAAUCGUCAGUCACUUUUCGAAAAAAGGAGAACUGAGAAUUGAAUUCAACAAACCAGUUAAGAUAUUGUUGCACGGUGCCGGAGACGUGGGUUUCGGCGGACUCGGCGAGCAGUACACGGCGGUGGACUUAGGCGAAGAGUACGAGCUGCUGUACACCGCUCGGCAGGUGGUCGAGCACAUUUCGCUGGCGUCCCUGGACCCGUCGACGCGUGGGUGCGUGGUCCGUGGCGAGCGUCGGCUACUCGUGCACCGCGUAUACAGCGAGACGGCCUGCCUGCUGGAAUGCGCCGUGCGCGACCCUGUCACGUACGCAAAGAAUACCACAUUGUGCGAUUGUCCUCCGACGUGUGCAGGAAUGGAAAUAAACAAUGUAUGGAACAGUACCCGAAGAUCCGACGAAAAUAUCACCAGGAGUAUUCUCACCAUGACAAAACCAGCAACGGAACGAUUAAUUAUGAAAGCCAGAAAGGACUACAUUGAAUUAACAGUAGUAUUUUCCUGCCUAUUACAAUUGUUUGCUGGAUUCAACUUGUUGGACAUUCCCAAAUUCAUAUCAAACAAGUGUAAUCAGUAUUCUAUAAAACUUAAAAAUUAG